AAUCGGGAAAAGGCGCCCGCAGUGCAUGCCUGAGCUCCUGUGGGAAAGUGCGUCGCUCGGAAAACCCGCCCGAGUUCGGCUCUGGACUUGGCCAUCAAUGAAAAACUGGACACGAGUCGUUAAAAUGCGAGUUAGGUGACAACUUUCUUAAGGAAAGUCCCGACGUGAUUGGAUUUUUGAUGAUGAAGGCAGAGGAAGCAAAGAGUGCGCGAUUUUACUAGCCAGUUGGGGGCAGGAUGCACAAGAACACGUGAAAAACGACAAUGAGUCCGCAACAGACAAAAGUAAACACGGCCAACAAAUCCACUCCAACGCCAAGCGGAAGAAACCAGGAAGUGGCGACUCUGGUUGUUAUGAUAGUAGUGCUGACAAUUAUCAUACUGUUCUGCUGUUUUGCUGCGCCUGGUGUCAGGGAUUUGUGCAAGAAGUACGUGUUCCGCACCUGUGUCAUGGACGAUCCUGAUAUAGACAAUGCUAGCGCCGCAGGAGAAUCAGCGACGCCAACAAUAAUCCUGCUGCCGUACGGCAGGAUGCUGGUGGUGGACCGCGCCGUGUUCGCCCAGCUCCAGGCCGACCACACCGGCAUCGAUUUUAUGGAACUGAGUGCGAACCUGAUCCGAGCUCAACGCUACCAAGCCGGAAGCACCCCCAGCAUCCUGGACUCGGAAACGACCAGCAAGGGGCUGUCGCCCACCUCUCUGGGCUUCUCGCCGCCGGCUUACGAGGACAUCUUCGGGGACAAAUCCGAUCUUCCGCCGUCGUACAGUGAAGUUAGUUUAAUGUUUAGGACGCAAAGGAGACUGCAGGAGCCGGAAAGCAUCGAAAUGUGCGAAGUGGAAGAGGGGGGCUUGAGUGAUGCGGAUGUGAACAAUGAGAACAAUUUUAAUAAGGAGUUGGACGAGGAGAGUGUGAGGAUUGCCGUGGAGGAGUGCGAUGCCUCCACUUCCGAGACGGGGGAGGAUGGCGAGGUUAAGGAGAGUAGGAUUUAAGACACCCUUGUUAUUGUUACACUGUGCUGUUAUUGGGGCAGUCGGGCACUAACGCAUUCUAAAUCAAACGAUUUUGAACGAAAAAUUACACUUUACAACGUUUUUAAAGAUAAAAUUCGGAACUGCCAACAAAAUAGUCACUGUCUGGAUUCUUAAUUUCGGAGCAGUGACGUGGUUUUGAAAUUAAGUUGGUAACACCCAAAAAAAAUUAUCGAACAUCUGUAGAAUUACCUACUUUUGUCCAGCAAAUUUUUUUUUAAAUAAAUAGAAAAAUCACCAAAUUAAAUAAGUAAAAAAAUGUAUCGUGUGUUUUUUUACUAAAUACGUACAUUUUUCGUUAUUUUUGCGUUUUUCGUGUGUUUUAGCACGAUUUUAGUGAAAAUUUUUAAUUCUCGUGAGUUUGAAAGACCACCAAAUUAUCGAAAGUCAUGUUGUUUUACUUGAUUAUUUGCUCAAUUUGGCUUAUUUGUGAACAAAAUUUUGUCAAAAAUGAAUCCAAAAUUUUCCAAAAAAUGUGUAAUUGUUCAUUUUUAUGAGAUUUCAUUAAAUACGCUUAAAGUAUUGUGAAAGUAAAGUGACAAAUUGUGCUUGAAAGAUUACCAGAUUCUCAAAAAGGGUGUGAUGUUUUGAACUAGAAAUAGAUUUACUUCACAAACCUUGCCAAACAAAAAACUAAAAAAUGUUUGUUUGUGAACGAAAAGUUGUCAAAAAUAUAUCAAAAAAUUAUCCAUGUCGUUAAAGAAAUUGUUAUAUGUUCUUUUUAUGAGAUUUUACUAAACACCGUUGAAAAACUGCCAAAUACCAUUGACAACAACUUUAUUUUUGAUUUUUCGUGAAUUUUAUUACGUUUUUAGCGUCCGAAAUUUUUUUUUAUUUUGUUAAAAUAGUUUGAAAAGACCACCAAAUUAUCUAAACUGAUGCAAUAUUUGUUUAUUUGAACCAGUGACUCAUGUCUUUACAAAGAGUUGCCAAAGCACACAUAAAAAAUAAAAAGUAAAUAAAAAUCGAUGUUGUUUUGAUUGUUUUACUGGAUUUUGCUUGUCUGUGAGUGAAAUUUCGUAAACAAAAUUAUCGAAAAAUCACCAAGGUAGUUAUCACAGGCGAAGUGUUGUUGAAAUAGAUCCACAAGGGCUUUAUUUUUGUGUUUUUUGUGUAUUUUUGUGCAAAAACAAUUUUCUUUAAUUUCGCUAAAACUGUUUUAAAAAUCACCAAAUUAUCGGAACUGUAAUUUUCUCAAUACUUUGCAAAACAAGCUUAAAAAGCAGAAAGUAAAUCAAAACUGAUGUUAUUUCCCUUCUUUCACUCAUUUUUGCCUCGAUUUUUGCUGUUUGUGUGCGAAAUUACGUCAAAAAUUAUUAGUAAAAUGAGCAAAUUUGUUUAAAGUUGAAUAUAGUGUUUCGUGGUGAGUUUUAUUUAGUAAACAGGUUCAAAAAUUGUUAAAUUCAACAAAAAAGACAUUAAUUUAGCGUUUUUUUCCAUUUCUUAGGAAAAAACGCAAGUAUUUUGAUAAAUUCUGCAAAAAUUUUGACAGAAUCAGCUAAGCAUCUCAGAUUGAAAUUGUUAUUAUUUUAAUAUCUUUCGCUUGAUUUGGUUGCUUUCUGAUUAAUUUACUUGUUUUCAGACAAAAUUUCGCCAAAAAAAGUCGAAAAAACACUAAAUUAGUGCAAAAAUAACCUAAUGUUUUAUUGUUUGUUUAGCACAUGAACUUAGAAACGCAAUUAUUAUUGUGGCAUUUUUCGAGUUUUUAAGCAUAAAAAAUAAAAGGUUUCUUCUCGAAGUGGCUGAUAAUAAUUGAUAAAUUAGCAUUGGACGUUAUUUAUUUUAGCCUUUUUCGCUUAUUUCGUUCCUUUUGAAUCAGAAACACAUUUAUUAGCAAAAUUUUGUCAAAUUAUUUCCAAAAGUCACAAAAAUCGAUCGAAAUUAAUAUUAUUUUGAGCAAAAAUUCGUCAGAAAUUAUCCAAAAGACCGCAAGGUUUGACCAAAGAUUGUGUUAUUUUCUACCUCUUUUAGGCACGUUUUAAGACCAAAGUCCCCACACAAAACCUUACAGCCAGAAUUAGAGCAAUUUUGCUCAGAAAACGCAAUUAUUUCGCAAAAUCUCGUUAAAAAUGAGCAAAUCAGAAACAUCAGAGUGCGUAAAAAUUUACAAAUUUUUGUCUGUGCUUUAUUAAGUGUUGCCAACCAAAUUUCAAAGUUUCAAACUUUCUUGAUUUACGAUGUUCUCACCGAACCCGACUGCCCUCCCAAGCCACUUUUUACGUUUUGUAAAAAGUGUCAUUGUUCUUUUCUAGCAAUUUUAUCGCUGGUCCUGUUUAAAAGACAGCAACGCUUCAAAUUUUAAAAUUUCUUACUAAAUUGCAUAUCAUCUAGUGCGAAGAGUCAAUUAGGUGCAUUAAAACAAUAAACUUUAUUAAGACAUAGUUUACUUAUAAACACCAAACUACAACGAAGAAUUAUUUCGUGUUCUAUCUGUACGUCAUAUCCUUACAAGAAUACAAUAAAUUUUUUACAAACU
Messenger RNA from Tribolium castaneum (red flour beetle), 3504 nucleotides. RefSeq lists its product as hypothetical. The record is from RefSeq and is a predicted model, not a curated record. Bases 264 to 989 code for a protein of 241 amino acids. NCBI's taxonomy places the organism in Eukaryota, Metazoa, Arthropoda, Insecta, Coleoptera, Tenebrionidae. The transcript has 3 exons.